AAUGAUACAUCCGUCUCUCUCUAGAGGCUAUCGCAAAGAUGACCUUUUAUUAUUCUUGUCAUUCUUAAAGUGUAGUGCGUAGGAGAUGCUCGUUUUGUUAAAAAUAAUAAGGAAAUAAGUGAAAUAUUAGUGAAAAUACUUUUAAAAUGCUCAGAGCCCUCCUGCUAGCGACAACCCUAGUGCUCACACAGCAGCAGCAGGCACCCCUAUCGCCAUGCCCGAACGUGUUCAGCUACGAGCCGCCAGGAACGGAGCCCGGACGGUGGUACGGAGUGGUGAAUCUGUCCACAGACAGCAUACUACAUUCAGUGUGGAUCAAUAUAGUGCUGGACAGCAAAGCUGACAUACUUGGAAACUGGGUCGGCGACGUAACAACCACAGACAACACAGACUUCAAAAUAGAAAACACAAAGAUGAAAAUCCACCCAGGCCCCGCGACCGCCGUACGAUUCUUCGUCCAAUACAACCCUUUAAAUAAGGCCCCAAAAUUGCAAGCCAUACGGCUGAAUGGAAGAGAAAUAUGCAAUGCUAAUAACCCUCAGCCGGCUAUUGAUAGGCCUGAUGAGAGGAGGACGACGGCCAGGCCUUUAAGGCCAGAUGAUUCUCAGUCCAGGCCUGUACAAAGGCCAGAUGAUUCUCAGUCCAGGCCUGUCCUAAGGCCAGAUGACUCGUCCAGACCUGUACUAAGGCCGGAUGAUAUUCCUCAGGCCAAGCCGGUACACGGGCAACAGACGGGGGCAGGGCCCGUGUAUUCGUCGACGCAGGGACCACCGCAGAACCCGGUUAAUCUUAAUAUCGGUGGUGGCCAAAUCCCAGCCCAGAGCGUUGGCACGCAAACCAGCUUCGGUACCAAUACCGGUACCGGUUCCAGCUUCGGUUCCAAUACCGGUACCGGUUCCAGCUUCGGUAGCGAUACCGGUAGCUCAAGCUUCGGUACCAAUACCGGUAGCUUCAGUACUCAGACUGGUAGCAGCUUGAACGAUGACAGAAGGAGACCGGACAACGGGUACCGGCUGACUACAGCGGUACCCAUGAGGACCACAACUACGAGUAGAUACGACGAUGAUGAUGAUGGGAACGACUAUUUCUCAGGCGGGCAACCUACGUUCAUCGUCCCAAGCAGGCCUAACAACAACAAUAACAACUAUAACAAUAACAAUAGAGGGCAGGCGGAAUGUGGCAAGGUGGUGCGUAACAACCCCAACCCGCUGGUGGUGAACGGUCGGCCAACUCUGGAGGGGCAGUGGCCGUGGCAAAUAGCGUUAUACCAAACACAGACGGUUGACAAUAAGUACAUCUGCGGCGGGACCCUGGUAACGCGCAGCCACGUGAUCACAGCCGCUCACUGCGUUACGCGCAAGGGCUCCAGUCGCGUGGUCAACCAGAACACCCUUACUGUGUAUCUAGGAAAACAUAACCUUAGAACGUCGGUGGAGGGAGUGCAAAUUAAAUUGGUCUCGGAGAUUCGAGUACACCCUCAAUACAACGCGUCGUCCUACAGCCGGGACGUCAGCGUACUCAAACUUAGGGAGAGAGUCACUUACAGCGACUUCGUUCGCCCCGCGUGCCUCUGGCCCGACAACGAAGUAGAUCUGACGAAUGUCAUAGGGAAGAAGGGAUCGGUGGUAGGCUGGGGCUUCGAUGACAAGGGCGUGGCCACCGAAGAGCUGACCCUCGUCGAGAUGCCCGUGGUAGACCAGGAGACCUGCAUCAGGUCUUACAGCGAGUUCUUCGCUCGCUUUACUUCAGACUACACUUACUGUGCCGGUUAUAAAGAUGGUAUGUGUAAUACUGAAACAGGCACUAGGAAAAGCAGCUCAGUAUGCAACGGCGACAGCGGCGGCGGCAUGGUGUUCCUAAUGCGAAACUCCUGGUACCUCCGCGGGCUCGUGUCGCUGUCCGUCGCGCGACAGAACGAGUACCGGUGCGACCCGACGCAUUACGUCGUGUUCACGGACUUGGCCAAGUUCCUGCCGUGGAUCCAGCAGAAUAUUAGCGACGAAUAGUUAAGCUUAACAAUACUAGUAAUUGCUUGUUUAAAUGUAAGUCCGUUUGACCGUUUGACCAGCAAAAACGUCCAGUGGCGUAGCAUGAACUAAUCUAGGCGUGGGCGAAGUCUCAUCUGCAAGACCCUUUUCUUUCACUGUGGGCCUCCCUUAGGGCGCGAGGACGUGGGCGAUAGCCCACUUCGCCUACGCCUAGCUACGUCACUGAAGACGUCAACUGACACGCGCGGCAACAAGCGAAUGUCAACCUUUGUGUAUAAAGUUCACGAUGAUGCGUCGGACACGAUAGGCGUGGCGUUCAAAGGUUUAAGUUCACGCUCUUGCAAAGUGGAAAACCUCCUAAAAUAGUCCAGAAUAGCAAUAAUUUUCUCUCAAUACUGAUAUUGUUUUUUUUGUUGUCGAAGUUGGAGAUGGAGUUUUCAGUAGGACCAAAAAGUAACUAAAUAAAUACCUAUGACAAUUGGCGAAGGAUUAAAAAAUGCCCUUCUUUUGGAGUAGGUAGGUACAGUCGCCAUCAGAUAUAUCGGAGCGGCCAUGGUGCUCACAAAUAUCUGAGCACGCCUCUAUUGUCAGGGCGUUAGAGUGCUUGUUCAGAUAUUGUGAACAUCUUGGCCGCUCCGAUAUAUCUGAUGGCGACUGUACGUGACGUGACGGGUGGGCCAUGUCUUAGCUAUAGCUGAUUGAUAUUGCCAUGUUGGUUAGUUUUUAAAUAGUGCGUUAUCUAAGAAAUUCUGAACAAACAGCACAUAAUUUGAACUAAGUAUUUACUAUAAUUACCUAUUGCCUAUAAUUUCAUUUUAUGUUUACAAAGUUUCGGUCGUGUCGCAAAAGCUAAGGUUCCAAAAGGAUACAUGGGGCGAGACGAGACUAAUUUAUAUUUAUAUAGGGCAUUCUAGAACUGUCGGGUUCCUUACGCUAUAAUUUUGACACUUAGUUAAGAAGCCUAUAUUUGGGAUGAUAACGUUUGAUAAUUUAGCUUUUAAUUCAACGGUAUAUAACGUCACGUUCCUGAUAAAGUAGACCUUUUUAUUUUCGUGUAAUCCCCACCUAUUCAUAUUUACUAAAAAGGUACAAACUCAUGUUAUAUCUUGUGGAUUAUCCAGAAAAUUUAAUCAAGCUUUCGAACUUUUUGAUAAUUUUCCGUAACUUACACAUUGCACAAGUAUACACAGCUACCAAUAAUAUAUAUAGCUGAGUAAUGUGCAAGCUACGGAAAAAUACGGUAUAGUCUUGGGUCGUCCCAUUAAAUUAGUCCUAUUCUGUUUUCGUCACUCAUUCUACAUUGAAAGCCACCGACGAUUGGAACGAAUGCAGAAUGAGUCACGAAAGCAGAAUAGGACUAAUUUAAGAACUUGACGAAAAACGAAUGGGACGACCCAAGACGAUACCAAAAAUACUAAGAGAUAUCAAAAAGUCCGAAGAAUUAACUGGUAGAGUAUUUUCUGAAUAACUCACAAGAACAGGCGUGCUUUUAAUUUAAGGUUUCGUUCUACAAUACAAAGAGCCAGGAUGUCUUCCGAAAAUAUUCCAAUUGGGAAAUUUUCGGCACAUCUGUUGAUGAGUAAAAGUUAAUACUUGAGGUCGAUUCAAAUUCAACAAUUUGUAAUCAUUUUGUGCUGGUUUUGAUACGACCUUGCCGAUCGUUUGUGAUCAAUAUAAGCGAUCAAGAUCGUAUCAAAAUAGGAUCAAUACCCUAAAAAAUUUUUAUAAUGAAUCAGGUUUCUUGUACGAACCUCAUAUCUUUGAAAUUAUCGUUAUCUCUUUUAUAAAAUGAAUAAUGUGAACCGAAUGUGAUUUAAGUAUUUUACACUUCAGUAAUCAACGAUACAAGCCUUAUUAGCAGUUUUAAUAUUCCUACGUUCGAGUGUAAAUUUUUAAUAAAUCUUUUUAUGCCUAUUAAGAGUUGCAGCAAAGUGAAUAAUACUUGAAGCCGCUACAUUUAACAACUUGUUACGGUUUGGACUUUACUUUCCUAGGGGUCAUCCAUUAAUUACGUCACACGAAUUUCUAGGUUUUUUGACCCCUCCCCCCUCCUUGUCACACUUGGUCACAUUUGGCAAACCCCUCCCCCCUAGUGUGACGUCACAUUUUUUCUACGAAAUCGCCAAAUCGAAUUAAGUAAGUACCUAAGUAUUAUUAAUAUUUUAUCAAAAUAUUUUUGACGAUAUAAAUAUUAGUAAUUUUAUAACCCAAAACUGCUGGAAAGAAAAUUAAACGAAUAAAAACGAUUAUCGUUUUAAAAACUUGUUAUUUAAAUGUACAGCGAAUAAAAUAUUAAUUUAAAUAAAUUUUCGGUUACUGAUGAAGUUAAAGUGACGUCACAAAGUUUGUGUCUCCCCCAUCCCCCAUGUCACAAUAUGUCACAUUUUCUUGAACCCUCCCUCCCCCUAAACGUGUGAUGUAAUUAAUGGAUGACCCCCUACGACCCGAUUGGUGCAUGCGAUAUAAUUGAAAGUCGUGAUGAUGAUGUCGUAAAAUGCACGCCAAUCACCAAGGCGAUCGUCAUGUCAAAACCAGUUCAUGCAUGUACGGUCUCGACUGAAACUAUCGAUACGGACAAAGAGCCAUAAAUAUGUAUAUCCUACGUUAGUAUAUGGGCAUUAAGUCGUGUAUAUAUAUUUUUGGCUCUUUUUUCGUAGCGUUUUUUAAGAUGUGACUGUACCUACCAAGUUGUUAAAAUGAAUCGGGCUCCUAGUUUUUUUUACUCCAGAUGCUAAAAUGUCAGUUCGAUUGUAGUACACAAUCGUAACUUUAGUACAAAAUCGUUGUAAAAUCAGUUUCCGAAAAGUACAUUGACCAAUAGCCUCCUAAGACCCAGUCAUUUUUGCACUUUUGAAUUUGGAACCUUCUUUUAUUUCAUUCACUAUAUUUCAGAAUUCGAUUUUAUGUUGGUCAAGCAGAUCUUGUCAGAAAAAGGCGGCAGUUUUGAAAAAUGUAGGGCGAAGGGAUAUCGUCUCAUAGAAAAUUUGAAUUUCGCGCCUUUUUCUACUGACAAGAUUUGCUUGACCGUCUAUAAUUUGUUAUUUUUAAAGGAACUCAGGACUUUCAAUUAGGAGGAUAGAAGUUUCAUUUUGUAUCUGAGAUAUAAAAACAGAACUUAGGAAUCUCCGACUUAUGUAUUUUGCUCAAUAUUGUGCCAAGUUAAAACAGAGCCAUUUAUUGUUGGAUAUUUUUUCUUUAAGUUAAAUACUUGUGUUUAGGAUUCUGCUCUCUAGAGUCAAAUCUAAUAAAUGUGACAUGAAAUUUUCAAUGUGACUAAAAUAAUAUUGAGAUUAUAUUAUAUAUUUUUUACAAA
This is a messenger RNA of Cydia fagiglandana, 5301 nucleotides long. Its product is annotated as proclotting enzyme-like. The transcript has 11 exons. Gene Ontology annotation, biological process: proteolysis. The record is from RefSeq and is a predicted model, not a curated record. Gene Ontology annotation, molecular function: serine-type endopeptidase activity. The coding region runs from base 147 to 2006 and encodes 619 amino acids. NCBI's taxonomy places the organism in Eukaryota, Metazoa, Arthropoda, Insecta, Lepidoptera, Tortricidae.